This is a messenger RNA of Lentinula edodes (shiitake mushroom), 4221 nucleotides long. RefSeq lists its product as uncharacterized. The transcript has 13 exons. Gene Ontology annotation, molecular function: single-stranded DNA 3'-5' DNA exonuclease activity; DNA-directed DNA polymerase activity; DNA binding. The record is from RefSeq and is a predicted model, not a curated record. Lineage: Eukaryota; Fungi; Basidiomycota; Agaricomycetes; Agaricales; Omphalotaceae. Gene Ontology annotation, biological process: mitotic cell cycle; DNA replication proofreading; base-excision repair, gap-filling. Gene Ontology annotation, cellular component: epsilon DNA polymerase complex. Bases 1 to 4221 code for a protein of 1406 amino acids.
AUGGCGAGAGGUCGCGGCUUUGGUCUCUCCUCUGCGCGAGGCGGAAAUCAUGGCGCUUUCCGCGCUUCAAGCUAUCGAGGAGGUUCUUGGAGAGGUAGGGGACGAGGAAAAGGCAAAGGAAAGCCAGACGAUGUUCCGAAACGCGAAGAUGACGGCACACAACUGGCGGAGAGAUUCGAGGCGGUCAAAGUUAGUGAUAAGAUUCAUGAAAAACUCGAAUUCGGAUUGGUACAAGAAGGCGUAGUCAAAAAAGGCUGGUUGGUGAACAUGCAUCCGACUCUUGUCAAAGACGCGGAUUGGCCAUCUGGGAAGGCAGAUGUGGACUAUUACUUUAUUCAAGACGAUGGACAAAUGUUCAAGUGCACGCAUCAAUAUGAGCCUUAUUUUUAUAUCGCUUGCAAGACCGGUAUGGAAAAUUCAGUCGAAGAAUGGCUGAACAAAAAGUAUGAAGGCCUCAUCUGUCGCAUUGUUCGCGAUCGUAAAGAAGAUCUUAAACUUCCCAACGAUCUCAUGGGCCACCGUCGCCUCUAUCUACAGCUCUGCUUUCGGAGCGUUUCAGAGUUGCUUAAUGUCCGUCGUGAACUCCUCCCCUUGGCUCUUGCCACUGGUGCCAAACGCGACACUGUAGACGCGUAUGCAGAGGUCGUCAACGCGACUUCCACGGGUCUUGCUAACAUGGAUAUCGCGUUCGAAGAAGAAGGAUGGGGUAACGCUGUGGCCAUCGACAAUGACAUUCGUGUCGGGCUCUGGGAUGCAGUAAGCUUUACCGCUGGUCAGCCCGAUUUCCGUCACAUUGCUGAGCGUGUAAAACGUGCGCACCCAGUGGUCAUGGCCUAUGAUAUCGAAACCACCAAGGCUCCGCUGAAAUUUCCUGACCAAGCGACAGAUCAAGUCAUGACGAUUUCAUAUAUAUGGUGGAUGGUCAGGGAUAUCUCAUCGCCAACCGGGAGAUCGUUAGCGAGGACAUCGAAGAUUUUUGAGUAUACCCGAAUGGAAGGUUAUGAGGGUCCUUUCAUAAUAUGUAAUGAACCAAAUGAAGUGCGCACACAUUUUUACUUCCUCGACCAUCUUUGUUCAUGGCGUGUUUGGGCUGAGACCAUCAGACGCUUCUUUUCCCAUAUUCAAGACGUCAAACCCACCGUGAUAGCCACUUUCAACAGCGAUUUCUUUGAUUUUCCGUUCCUAAACGCACGCGCAAAAGUCAACGGAAUAGGCCUAUACCUUGAAACCGGUUUCGCAAAGGACUCUGACAUUGAAUACAAAUCGAGAACUUGUGGCUUGAAGGCUAUAACUGCCUCAAAGUUGGGCUACAACCCUAUAGAAUUAGAUCCUGAACUCAUGACUCCUUACGCGCUAGAACAACCUCAGACACUAGCGCAGUAUUCUGUGUCAGAUGCAGUCGCAAUUUACUACCUGUAUAUGAAAUACGUGCACCUCUUCAUCUUCUUUCUUUGUAACAUCAUUCAGCUGAACCCCGACGAACUUUUGAGGAAAGGAAGUAGCACUCUUUGCGAAACUUUGUUGAUGGUUGAAGCGUAUCGAGGUCAGAUCAUAAUGCCGAACAGACACGAGGAGGAUCAUGGAAACUUCUACGAUGUACACCGCUUGGCAUCGGAGACGUAUGCCGGCGCUCACGUAGAAGCUCUUGAAGCAGGAGUCUUCCGUAGUGAUAUCCCCACAAACUUUGAAUUCACGCCUUCUGCUGUUCAAGAGCUAACCAACGACCUUGAUGCCGCCCUGACGUUUUGCAUCGUGGAGGAGUCUAAAUGUUCAAUAGAAAAAGUCACCAACUAUGAAGAAGUCAAAACUGCCAUCCAAUCUGUCCUCGAAGCCAUGCGCGAUAAUCCAAACCGUACCGACAAUCCCUUGAUCUACCACUUGCAUGUCGCUGCUAUGUAUCCCAACAUGAUGUUGUCUAAUCGUCUCCAGCCCGAUUCAAUCAUUGACGAAUCUAUUUGCGCUGUCUGCGACUACAAUCGACCGGGAAAAACGUGCGACCGCAGAUUGGAGUGGGCAUGGCGAGGAGAAUUCUUUCCAUCCCACCGUGACGAGUAUAAUAUGAUCCGACAUGCGCUUAACCAAGAGAUUUUCCCUUUCAAACGUCCGAAUGAUCCUCAACGCCGAUACGCCGAUCUUUCGCCUGCUGAGCAGACUGCGUUUUUGCAUAAACGAUCGGGCGAUUAUUCACGAAAGGUUUACAAAAAAAACCAAGGACACGAAGGUGGAAAACCGGGAGUCUAUCGUCUGCCAACGGGAAAACCCGUUUUAUGUCGACACUGGCGCUCCCUUGCAGAGGUCGACGAAGGAAAACAGAUAAUCGUGUUGUAUGACUCCCUUCAACUCGCACACAAGCGUAUUCUGAAUUCUUUCUACGGAUACGUAAUGCGGAAGGGUGCUCGCUGGCACUCGAUGGAGAUGGCUGGAAUUAUUUGUUUAACUGGUGCUACCAUUAUUCAGAUGGCUCGAGCGCUGGUGGAGCAGAUUGGGCGACCACUAGAACUAGAUACCGAUGAUAUUUGGUGUAUGCUCCCAGGAGUCUUCCCCGAAAACUUCAAGUUCAAGUUAGACAAUGGUCAAUCAAUUGGAUUCUCUUAUCCUUGUACAAUGCUCGAUCACCUCGUCCACGCCAAAUUCACCAACCAUCAAUAUCACGAUCUUCAUCUCGAGACUGGGGAAUACAAAAUUCACAGCGAAAAGUCUGUUUUCUUUGAGCUGGAUGGACCUUACAAGGCAAUCAUCUUACCCUCUUCGAAGGAAGAAUAUAAGUUCCUGAAGAAGCGUUACGCCGUGUUCAACGAUGAUGGUUCUUUGGCUGAACUCAAAGGGUUUGAAGUGAAGCGUCGUGGUGAACUACAGCUCAUAAAACAUUUCCAGUCUCAGAUCUCUGAGAAAUUCCUUCUUGGGUCGAUGGCGGAUGAAUGUUACGAGGCUGUUGCGCAGGUUGCAGACCAGUGGCUGGAUGUCCUGUUCAGCAAGGCGGCAGCACUUACAGACGAGGAGUUGGUGGAGCUUAUUGCUGAGAAUCGUAGCAUGUCGAAAACUCUGGCGGAGUAUGGCGGUCAAAAAUCUACUUCUAUCAGUACUGCCAGACGUUUGGCGGAAUUCUUAGGUGACCAGAUGGUCAAGGACAAAGGGUUGGCUUGCAAGUUCAUCAUAUCCGCCAAACCGAUUCGUGCCCCUGUCGCAGAUCGUGCCAUUCCAGUUGCUAUUUUCUCUGCAGAGGAAAGCAUCAAGCGGAAAUUGAUCACUAUCCCCGCUGCGAUGCAGAAGGUUUCCAACCCCGUGCCUCGAAUUCAUCACGCAGACUCGCUACAUCGUCGAGUCGCAGGAACCAUUGAUAAAAUGAAGCAGAACAAGCUGACAAACUUCUUCAGACUAGCCGUCGAUAUAGAAGCCCAGGAAGAAGAGUCGCAGCUGAUGGACAUUGAGGACUGGGGUGGUGAAGGUCCAUCUGCUCAAAUACUUCUCGCUUCGUCCGAGCCUCACUUCGUCCGGCAAGAUAUCCCUGAGCCAAGUGUUGCCAAAGAAGACAAAGCGCUUCCUAAUCCCAUGAUUACUUAUUCUGCCUGGUUGAAAGCGAUGCGACCUCGUUGGAAACGUAGGCGUCAAGGACCAGACCCUACAUCUGUCGUAGUACGUUCUAUGUUCAGCAAUGUGAAGGACCUUUAUCGCGAGAUCAGCGAACACUUCAUAGCCCCUACUAACGAUCCGAACGUUGAUGGAGUGUUUGAACUGCAACUGAGUGCCUCAAAAAUUCCUAACUAUUGUUCCAUUGGUAGUGUGCGCUUUGCUAAAACUUGGUUGCAUUUCAUGACUCUGAAUCGCACGGAAGCUAUCGAGUUUGACUUACAUCAACUCGAACCGCAUUCUGUAACUCGAAACUCUAAACACGAACACCUGAGGAUUGUCCUUUCUGGACUGGUCAAACUUCAUAUUGUUGAUCCUGCUACUCGAAAGCAUGCCAUCCCUCGUUUACGAGAGGGCUACACGGACAUCAAGAAAAAGCGCGACGAUCAUUUCGGCAGCACUUCGUUCGUAUACCCUGACACGAGAGAUUUCACCACCACCUACCAUUCAGCUGAUAUAACGGCUCUCAAAGCCAUUUAUCGCGAGCUAGAUGUUGCCGAAGACCAGAAUUAUAUCAUUGUCUUAUCGUAUAGUAAAGACAAUUCCUAUUUUGAAAUGAAUGUCCCAAAACUUGCCAGCCUCCAGGUUCCCUGA